Messenger RNA from Epinephelus fuscoguttatus (brown-marbled grouper), 3968 nucleotides. Its product is annotated as complement C1r subcomponent-like. Gene Ontology annotation, biological process: proteolysis. Gene Ontology annotation, molecular function: serine-type endopeptidase activity; calcium ion binding. NCBI's taxonomy places the organism in Eukaryota, Metazoa, Chordata, Actinopteri, Perciformes, Serranidae. The record is from RefSeq and is a predicted model, not a curated record.
AACAUUAAUGGUUCAUUUGAGCACAAGACAUUUUGCCUAAAACUGCAGUCACAAAGGGAUAAACGUAGACAUGGGAUGGACCUACUGUGUUAUAUGGUGUCUGUGUUUGUCAGUGACUGAGUGCUGGCAGCCGCUCAACUCUGAAUCUGUAAUGCAAGGGGAACUCCAGUCUCCUCAGUAUCCCCGGCCUUACCCUCCCAACAUGCUGACGCAAUGGGACAUCUGGGUACCUGAGGGCUACCAGAUCCAGCUGUCACUAACAUACCUGGAUAUUAAAGCUUCUUCAGGCUGCAAUCAAGACUCUCUGACGGUUCUACAUGAGCAAAAGGUCUUAGGGAAGUUUUGUGGCCAGGAAAAUUCAGCUGAUCACCCAGGCAAAGAGCCGAUCCUUUCUCCAGGCAACACACUGACUCUCGUAUUCCAAACAAAUGACUCCACUCCGGAGCUCCAACAGCACAUCGGCUUCUCAGCUACCUACAAGGCAAUAGACAUAGAUGAAUGUUCACAAUCAGACCCUGGAGAUGGAUCAGGUCCACUCUGCUCUCAGAUCUGCGUCAACACCCCUGGGUCUUACCACUGCUCCUGCUACACUGGUUACAAACUACAUUUAGACCAGCAUACAUGUCUGUCAUCCUGUGGUGGUUGUAUAUACGACAAGCCUGAAGGACACCUGGCUAGUCCAGCAUACCCUCACCCCUCACCUCCUUUUCUGUCCUGCAAGUACAUCAUCUCUGUGGAGCCCAGCUUCACAAUCACUCUCAACUUCACUGACAACUUCCACAUAGAUAGCACGGACACUGAGCAAGGUCCCAGGUGUCUUCAUCACUGGCUGCAGGUGACCACUCCAGGCAGAGAGCCCAUGAAACUGUGUGGUGGAAAGAGUCCAGGUCUGAUAGCUACAAACUCUAACACUGUCAGACUGGACUACCACACUGAUGCUGAAGGCCUGAGUCGUGGCUGGAGCCUGGACUACAGCACACAUGGUGAGGUGAACAGAGAGAGACACGUGUUUUGUUAAUGUAACUAUAUCUAUGUGUCUUGUGACCAAGGAUACAAACUGAUGAUGGUAGGAUGUUUUGUUCUUAACUGGCAAAAUAUUAACAUGUCCUUGUUUUGUUCAUCUGCAGUAAUUGAUUGUGGAGAACCUGAACCUCUGCUGAAUGGAGGGGUGACCUACCUGUCUGGCUCUCAGAAUCAGUACCAUUCUGUUGUGCAGUAUCACUGUAAUGAACCAUUUUACACUCUUACUGGGGGCGUAAGUGUCACGUUCACCUGUGAAGCAGAUGGAAAGUGGAGAUCCAACCACAGCGAUGUCACUCUAACAUGUAUACCUGUCUGUGGCCAGCCAACAAAACUCAUCUCUACUUAUCAGCGGAGCAUUGCAAGCAGUGAAGGUCCAGACAGCAAAAUCCCCUGGCACGUGCUACUGAAUAUAGAUGGAAGAAUAGGAGGAGGCAUGGUGAUCGCAGACCGCUGGAUUAUGACUGCAGCUCAUACCCUAACACAUGACAGGAAACCAAUAUCAAAAGAAACUGUACAGAUCUACAUGGGACCUAUUAAUGCUAAAACCCUGCUGGGCUCUCCUGUGUCUGCUGCUUCAAUCCACAUUCACCCUGAAUACAACAACCCCGACUUCUUAGACUACAACAGUGACAUUGCCUUGAUCAAACUGCAAGACCUGAUCACAUUCAACUCUUCGGUCAUGCCAAUAUGUUUGCCAGCAGAGGGAGCCACAUACGUCACUGACACCAUAGGACUGGUGUCAGGCUUUACCAUUACAGAGCCUGACAAUCAACAGAUUUUAACAAAUGAUCUGAAGUAUGUGCACCUCCUUGUGGUGGAGCAGGAGACAUGCAGUAAUUCAGUAAAUAAACUGAAGGAGACCAUGGACAAUGUACCAAAUCUGACAAACAACAUGUUUUGUGCUGGAGUCCCCGAAGGUGGGAAGGACUCCUGCCACGGUGACAGUGGAGGCCCCUUCGCCCUGAGACAUGACGGACGGUUCUGGGCUGCUGGGAUUGUCAGCUGGGGGGUUGGCUGCCAAAAUCAAGGAACAUAUGGAGUCUACACCAGAGUUGCUAACUACCUGGACUGGAUUUACAAGACUAUGCAGGAGAACUCAGAGUUCUUUUUGCCAAGACAAACAAAUCCUGGAGGUGAAAUUCUGUUGCAAAAUACUUCAAACCACAGCCUAUGUCACAUUAAUGGUUCAUCUGAGCAUGAGACAUAUCGCCUAAAGCUUCAGUCACACAGAGAUAAACUAACUGCAGACAUGAGACGGACCUACGGUGUUAUAUGGGUUCUGUGUUUGUGGGUGAGUGGGUGUUGGCAGCCGCUCAACUCUGAGCCUGUAAUGCAAGGGGAGGUCCAGUCACCUCAGUAUCCCCAGCCUUACCCUCCCAACCUGCUGAGGCAAUGGGACCUUUUGGUUCCUGCAGGAUACCAGAUCCAGCUGUCACUAACACACCUGGAUAUUAAAGCUUCUUCAGGCUGCAUUCAAGAUUCUCUGACGGUUCUCCAUGAUGGAAAGGUCUUGGGGAAGUUUUGUGGCCAGGAAAAUUCAACUGAUCACCCAGGUAAAGAGCGGAUCCUUUCUCCAGGCAACACACUGACUCUCAUAUUCAAAACAAGUGACUCCACUCCAGAGCUCCAACAGCACAUCGGCUUCUCAGCUACUUACGAGACAAUAGUAGUUGAUUGUGGAGAACCUGAACCUCUGCUGAAUGGAGGGGUGACCUACCUGUCUGGCUCUCAGAAUCAGUACCAUUCUGUUGUUCAGUAUCACUGUAAUGAACCAUUUUACACUCUUACUGGGGGCAGAAAUGUCACUUUCACCUGUGAAGCAGACGGAAAGUGGACAUCCAACCACAAUGAUGUCACUCUAACAUGUAUACCUGUCUGUGGCCAGCCCACAAAACUCAUCUCUACUUAUCAGAGGGUCAUGGGAGGCAGUAGGGCUCCAGACAAUACCAUACCCUGGCAAGUGAUGUUGAGUGCAGAUGGACCAAGAGCAGGAGGCAUGGUGAUUGCAGACCGCUGGAUUAUGACUGCAGCUCAUGCCCUAACACAUGAUGGAAAACCACUUUCAAACAAGACUGUCCAGAUUUACAUGGGACUUACUGAUACUGAAACCCUGUUGGGCUCUCCUGUGUCUGUUGAUUCAAUCCAUGUUCACCCUGAAUACAACAGCAGCACCUUCAACAAUGACAUUGGCUUGAUCAAACUUCAACACCCAAUCACAUUCAACUCAUCCAUUAUGCCAAUAUGUUUGCCAGCAGAGGGUGCCACAUACAUGACUGGAGAAAUGGGACUGGUGUCAGGCUUUGGCCGUACGGGCCAAGGGACUCCAGCGGGUAAGCUGAGGUACGUGCAACUCCCUGUGGUGGAUCAGGAGACAUGCAGUAAUUCAAUCGGCUCACAAAGUCUGUCAGAUAACAUGUUUUGUGCUGGAGUUCCUGAAGGUGGGAAGGAUGCCUGCGCUGGUGACGGUGGAGGCCCCUUUGCCCUGAGAGACAACGGACAGUUCUGGGCUGCUGGGAUCGUCAGCUGGGGGGUUGGCUGCGGACGCCCAGGGAACUAUGGAUUUUAUACCAAAGUUGCUAACUACAUGGACUGGAUCAACAAGACUAUGCAGGAGAAUUGAAAUUUAGAGUAAUUCAUGACGUGAUGUAAAGAUGUUGAUGAAACAAAUCUCUACACAAAGUCAUACGAUACAAUACAAGAAAAAGAAUUGCUCAAAAUAUGCUCUUUCUGCAGCGCUCAUGCACAUAAACAAAAAGUUAUAAAUCAAGAUAAUGUGCCAGUGUGUGGUAAAAUGAAGUGCAAUCAUGAUUAGGACAAUUUUAAAACUUCCUGAAAUUACUGAAUGAAUGUCAAACUGAACGUCGAGUCAUCACAAUGUAUUAAAAUCUCCCAAAAGCAUUUAUUCAAUAAAGUUACUUCAUAUUUCUUUAUGAAGUCAAAAAACA